Molecule: messenger RNA, 717 nt
Organism: Daucus carota subsp. sativus
Lineage: Eukaryota; Viridiplantae; Streptophyta; Magnoliopsida; Apiales; Apiaceae
Product: 14 kDa proline-rich protein DC2.15-like
Exons: 1
Coding region: 117-506 (129 amino acids)
Source: RefSeq, a predicted model, not a curated record
CUUUGCACACAUGCAGCACCUCUAGUCUAUAAAUACGUUGUUCUUGCUACAAACUCAGUCACCAGCACACACAGUAGAAGCCCUCUAAAUAAACAGAGUAUUCUCCAGUUGAAGAAAUGGCUUCCAGUAGAAAUGCAUCUGUAGCGCUUUUCUUCGUCCUUAACUUUCUCUUCGUUUCCCUGGUCGUGCCGUGUGGUACCAAUUGCACCACUCCUGCAGUACCUCCUGCAGUACCUUCAAGUGGGAAAUGCCCUAAAGAUGCCCUAAAAUUAGGAGUGUGUGCCGAUGUUCUUAACCUGGUGAAGAACGUCGUCAUCGGAUCUCCUCCCACGCUCCCAUGCUGCGCUCUCCUUGGAGGUCUUGUCGAUCUCGAAGCUGCUCUUUGCCUCUGCCUCGCCAUUAAGGCCAAUGUUUUGGGGCUCAUACCCCUCGACCUCCCAGUUGCACUCAGCCUUGUUCUUAACAACUGCGGCAAGAAACUACCCAAUGGCUUCGAAUGUACCUAAGUUCUCUAGCCCUAGCGAGCAAGACACCAUGCAAGUUAUUUGAUUUGCUGCGAGAGGGUGGGAUUUGUUAUCAUUUUAUAAUUGUAUAAUUGUGGGUGUAUUCUUGUUAAUUUCAGUUCUUUUAUCAUUACAUUACAGAAAGAAAAUGCAAGUUGCCUUUUCUUUCUAAAAUAUAUUUAAUUGAUGAAUUAAUAAAUAAAUUUUUAUGUAA